AUGGAGACAGGCUUCUCUUUCCAUUCCCCUCCCGGGAAUUCCCAGCGUAUAGCCGCCAGUGUCGAAGGAGCUUUAAACUUUCGCGACCUCGGUGAACAUCCAAGCGAUGUUAAUCAGCCUGCUAUUAUGCGAAGAGGGUUCAUCUAUCGCUCUGGGUACCUUUCGAACAUCACCAGUCGAGGGUGGAGAAAGCUGAGAGAGCUUCAGAUAUCAACUAUAAUCCGCUUGGUACCCGCGAAGGAAGCUGACAUGUUAUACGGUGAUACGGAAAUCGAGAGGUUCGAGGGCUUUAGAGUCAUCCACCUUUCUUUCUCCCAGGCAGAAUUUGAAAAGACAUAUCUUUUCGAGAAAUAUACCCGACUUGCAGCCGGGGGUGAUACUGCUGUUGCGCAAGAGUAUAUAAGUUUACUUCGAGAGAGACCUAUUAUACUUCGAACCGUACUGCUGCUCAUCCGCGAUUAUCCAAAUGAAGUAUACCUAAUUCACUGCUCAAUGGGAAAAGAUCGCACUGGUAUUAUCUGCGCGCUUCUUCUAUGCUUGGCUGGGGCAUCCCAUGAAACCAUAUCAACAGAGUAUAGUCUCAGCGAACCUGCUUUAGAGUCGCUAGUCCCCGGUAUCUUUCGGCUUCUGGAGCAUAUUGCUCCAUGCGGUACUAGCGAAGCUGAUUGUCAUCAGCUCGCUAGGGAGGCGAUUAAAGCAAGGAAAACGGCGAUGCUCCGCACCCUUCAGUUGGUUGACAAAGAAUUUGGCGGUGCCAUCAACUACGUCACAGAGUACUGCGGCUUAUCUGCGGAAGACAUUGAGCGUGUUCGACAUAACCUGUUACAUAUAGAGUCGUAG
Messenger RNA from Aspergillus alliaceus, 840 nucleotides. RefSeq names its product tyrosine-protein phosphatase. The record is from RefSeq and is a predicted model, not a curated record. Gene Ontology annotation, biological process: dephosphorylation. Gene Ontology annotation, molecular function: phosphoprotein phosphatase activity. The transcript is spliced from 3 exons. The coding region runs from base 1 to 840 and encodes 279 amino acids. Lineage: Eukaryota; Fungi; Ascomycota; Eurotiomycetes; Eurotiales; Aspergillaceae.